UCCAGAACUUUCUGUGUAUUUGUCUCUUUCUUUCUCUGUUGUUUCUAUUAGCAGCCGCCAUUUCUCAUCGUCUCCUCUUCUUCCCUUCAGGUUUCUCCAAUCCAGGAUCCUCUGCUGAUAUCUUCUAUAUAAGAGAAUUCUCCUGGAUGACCCAUCAACCAUGGAGAGAGACAGGAACAAGAUGGCCGACAGGAUCAUAAACCUCACCCUACAGAUACUCUUUCGGCUUACUGGAGAGGAUUACACAGUAGUGAAGAAGUCCUCUAGUGGGCGCUGUCGGGCCCCUGUGUGUGAAGGAUGGGGAAGAACCCUGAGCCCAAUCCCGGGGCCCCCACCUCACUCCCUGAUACAUGAGGAAAUGGAUGAACAGAAGAUCCUAGAACUCAUCAACAAGAUGAUGGAGCUGCUGACUGGAGAGGUUCCUAUAAGGUGUCAGGACGUGGCGGUCUAUUUCUCCAUGGAGGAGUGGGAGUAUGUAGAAGGACACAAGGAUCAGUAUAAGGAUCAGGUCAUGAUGGAGGAUCAGCAGCCCCUCACAUCACCAGUCAGAUCCAGUAAGAGAACAGCAGCAGAGAGGUGUCCCCGUCCUCUUCUUCCACAGGAUGAUCAGGGAGAAGAUAUGAACAAUAUUAAUGCUCCAGAGACAGAUGUGAGCAGUGAUGAGCAGUGUAAGAAGGACAUUCCUACAGGGAGGGAUCUGAUCUAUAUUAAUGUUAAAGACAUAAAGGAAGAAGAGACAGAUGUGAGCAGUGAUGAGCAGUAUAAGGAGGACAUUCCUACAGGAAACAAUCUAAACUAUAUUAAUGCUACAGACAUAAAAGUAGAAGAAGAGGCAGAUGUGAGCGGUGAUAAGCAGUAUAAGGAGGACAUUCCUACAAGUAACCACCCCGAUUCUUGUAGCAGGAGAUCAGAGGAGAAUCUUAUAUCUUCAGAUUAUAAAGCAGAUGAUGAUAUCACACAAGAUACAUAUGAAGAACAUUCCAUUAUCCCAGAUACACCCUCAGCCCUUCACAGCCAAGAUCUGUCAUCUCAUCCUUAUAUACAGGUCCUGUCUUCUCAGUCAUCACAGGAUGUUCAGCAAAAUAAAGGUCACAGAAGGAAUGUUGGACAUCAACAAGCUCAUACAGGAAAGAAACCAUUUUCAUGCUCAGAAUGUGGGAAAUGUUUUACUUUUAAAUCAGGUCUUGUUCAACAUCAAAGAAUUCACACAGGAGAGAAGCCAUUUUCAUGUUCAGUAUGUGGGAAAUGUUUUACUCAGAAAUCAGACCUUGUACAUCAAAGAACUCACACAGGGGAGAAGCCAUAUUCAUGUUCAGAAUGUGGGAAAUGUUUUAGUGUUCAAUCACAUCUUGUUCCACAUAAAAGAACUCACACAGGAGAGAAGCCAUUUUCAUGUGUAGAAUGUGGGAAAUGUUUUACUGCGAAAUCAACACUUAAAUAUCAUCUAAUAACUCACACAGGAGAGAAGACAAUUCAGAGUAAUAAAUGUAGCAGGAGAUCAGAGGAGAAUCUUAUAUCUUCAGAUUAUAAAGCAGAUGAUGAUAUCACACAAGAUACAUAUGAAGAACAUUCCAUUAUCCCAGAUACACCCUCAGCCCUUCACAGCCAAGAUCUGUCAUCUCAUCCUUAUAUACAGGUCCUGUCUUCUCAGUCAUCACAGGAUGUUCAGCAAAAAAACGGUCACAGAAGGGGUGUUGGACAUCAACGAGCUCAUACAGGAAAGAAACCAUAUUCAUGCUCAGAAUGUGGGAAAUGUUUAAUGAAGAAAUCAAGUCUUGUUGAACAUCAAAAAAUUCACACAGGCGAGAAACCAUUUUUAUGUUCAAAAUGUGGUAAAUGUUUUAUUCAGAAAUCAGUUCUUGUUCAACAUCAAAGAACUCACACAGGGGAGAAGCCAUUUUCAUGUUCAGAAUGUGGGAAAUAUUUUACUGGCAAAUCAGAUCUUCUUAAACAUCAGAAAAUUCACAUAGGAGAGAAGCUAUUUUCAUGUUCAGAAUGUGGAAAAUGUUUUACUGAAAAAUCAAGUCUUGUUCUACAUCAAAGAACUCACACAGGAGAGAAGCCAUUUUCAUGCUUAGAAUGUGGGAAAUGUUUUACUUUUAAAUUACAUCUUCUUGUACAUCAAAUAAAUCACACAGGGGAGAAGCCAUUUUCAUGUUCAGAAUGUGGUAAAUGUUUUACUGAAAAAUCUAAUCUUGUUAAACAUCAAAGAACUCACACAGGAGAGAAGCCAAUUUCAUGCUCAGAAUGUGGGAAAUGUUUUACUUGCAAUGGAGAUGUUACUCGACAUCAAAGACUUCACACAGGGGAGAAGCCAUAUUCAUGUUCAGAAUGUGGGAAAUGUUUUACUUGCAAAUCAGAUCUUCUUAAACAUCAGAAAAUUCACACAGGAGAGAAGCUAUUUUCAUGCUCAGAAUGUGGGAAAUGUUUUACUGAGAAAUCAAAUCUCGUUAGACAUCAAAGAACUCACACAGGGGAGAAGCCAUUUUCAUGUGUAGAAUGUGGGAAAUAUUUUGCCCAGAAAUCACAUCUUGUUCUACAUCAAAGAACUCACACAGGGGAGAAACCAUUUUCAUGCUUGGAAUGUGGGAAAUAUUUUGCUCAGAAAUCACAUCUUGUUCUGCAUCAAAGAACUCACACAGGGGAGAAGCCAUUUUCAUGCUCGGAAUGUGGGAAAUGUUUUGCUCAUCAAUCAAAUCUACUUCAGCAUCAAAGAACUCACACAGGGGAGAAGCCAAUUCAGAGCAGUAAAUGAUGCAGAUAACACAUCUAUAUAUUCACCAUGUACAUAGGAUAUCUGACAUUUAUACAUAUAUCAUAUACUGCAUCU
This is a messenger RNA of Hyla sarda, 2830 nucleotides long. Its product is annotated as oocyte zinc finger protein XlCOF7.1-like. The coding region runs from base 161 to 2755 and encodes 864 amino acids. The record is from RefSeq and is a predicted model, not a curated record. Lineage: Eukaryota; Metazoa; Chordata; Amphibia; Anura; Hylidae. The transcript is spliced from 7 exons. Gene Ontology annotation, biological process: regulation of cytokine production; negative regulation of transcription by RNA polymerase II; regulation of immune system process.